Molecule: messenger RNA, 414 nt
Organism: Cyphellophora europaea CBS 101466
Lineage: Eukaryota; Fungi; Ascomycota; Eurotiomycetes; Chaetothyriales; Cyphellophoraceae
Exons: 1
Coding region: 1-414 (137 amino acids)
Source: RefSeq, a predicted model, not a curated record
AUGGCCCCCCCUAAGACACCACCACCCUCUCCAGCUCUCCCACCGCAGAGCGCAUCUCACGGUCCCAACUCCCGCAAUCUCCCAUCUCACCAGACGAGAACCAUCGACAUCGAGCUCGCCCUGGCUUUUCCAGGACUGGUACAUGAAAGUGAUCCACAAAGUGAUCCACAAAGCGGUAUGGCUGCCUCGACGAGCGCUCCCCACGCCCAACCGUCUCGUCGCACCAGCACCUCAGCACACUCCAACGCCACAGACAAGGCGCCCACCUGCUCCGUAUUAGCAGACACUGAUCGGGAGCCUUCACCUCAGCCACCAGCCCAGUGGCGCCUCUGUGCAGCCCUCAUCGCUGGUUUAUUCCAGCAAAGUCUGUCCAGUGGCCUAAUCAUGACAUACGGCACCAUCUUAUCUUACUAG